UGGAAGCUGUUAUUCAAAAGAUUGCCGAGAAAUUAAAAAAUAAAAGAUAGAUGCUUGUUCUCGAUGAUUUAUGGAAUGAAGAAGAAGGUGUUUGGAAUGCUUUCAAAAAUACAUUGGCGGGAGUUAGCACCAGUAAAGGAAGUUUCAUUAUCGUCACCACACGCAAGGAAAAGGUGGUAUCUAUCGUGAACACUUGCGAUCAUCCAUGUUGCUUGAGGUCAUUGACAGAAGGUGAUUGCUGGUCCAUAAUCAGAACAAUGGCAUUUCAAGAUAAAGAAGUACCAAAACAAUUUGCGAUUACAGGAUCGGAGAUUGCUCGCAAAUGUAGAGGCUUACCUCUAGCAGCAAAUGUGAUUGGAAGAGUUUUGCAAGGAAAGGAAAUAGAAGAGUGGGAUUCAGUUCUGCAGUCUGGGCUUUCAAAUCUUGAAGAGGGGGAGAAGGGUGUGUUCCAAGUCUUAAAGGUGAGCUAUGAUCGCUUACCUUCUUCAUCACUGAAAAAAUGUUUUGCCUAUUGUUCAAUAUUUAUCAAGGAUUCAGUCAUGGAUAGAGAAGACUUAAUCCAGCUCUGGAUGGCGGAAGGAUUUCUUCCGAAUGAUAAAAAUGGUGAGAUGGAAUCUGUAGGCAAUAAAUAUUUUAAUAUUUUGUUGCAAAAUUUCUUCUUCCAAGAGCCAGAAAAGGACAAGUAUGGCAAUAUCAAAAGCUGCAAGAUGCACGAUCUUGUCCAUGAUCUUGCAUGUUUAGUUUCAAAAUCAGAAAGUUUCAUGAACAUGGAGGGUCGCACUGUCGAUGACAUUCUUCAAGUUAGACACCUUGCAAUGGAAUCAAUUGGAGAGGAAAUAGUCAAGGACAUAAAAGAGAGAGCAAGUUAUUUCCGCACCUUGUUCUUAAGAGGCAGCGUACCAGAUGGAAUUUUGCCAGACUUCAAGCAUUUGCAUUCUCUAAAGCUAUGUGAUGCAAAUAUUAAAGAAUUGCCAACAUCAAUUGGCACGUUGAAACAUUUGAGAUAUCUUUAUGUGUCCGAAAAUCAUCUUCUCACUACUCUGCCAGAAUCUAUCUGCAAGCUCUACAAUUUGCAAACUUUGAGGAUUCUACGUUGCUUAAGUUUUCUCAAUCUUCCUAGAGAUAUGCGCUUCUUGAUUCGUCUAAGGCAUCUCUGUUUUGAUAAGGUUUGCCGUGUUUUCAAGAUGCCUCCUAAAGUCGGAAGUUUAUCUUGCCUUCAAACGUUACCAUUAUUUUGUGCGAGUGACAAGGAAGGUUGUCGAAUCGAUGAGCUGGGAAAGCUGAAGAAAUUAAAGGGCAAACUACAAAUACAGAAUCUGGAAUUGGUGAGUUGCAAAACAGAAGCGGAGCAUGCAGAUAUGGCUGGAAAGCUAAACAUUUAUAAUUUUAGCUUUUAUUGGAAUUGUUCAACGGAUUCCAAUGAUGAGAGUCAGUCUACGAAUUCCAUAGAAAGUAACGUCAAUGAUGAGAGUGUACUUGAAGGGCUGCAACCUCAUGAAAAGCUAAAAUGCUUAACAAUUGAUGGAUUCCGAGGUAAAAAAUUUCCAUUAUGGACUAGAAAUAUGAGAAUAUAUAAAGGCAAUUCUGGCCUUCCGGUGAUAUUUGAUAAAUUGAUCAAGAUCGAAAUUAUAAGUUGUGGCAAUUGCGAAGAAAUCCCAGUGCUCGGCCACCUACCACUCCUCAAGUAUCUACUUAUCCAGGAUCUGGGUAACGUAACAUUGAUAAGUUCAUCAUUCUAUGGAGAGAGUGAUUGUACCACAAAUAGCAGCAACGAUGGCCAAGAGACAAGAGAAUCAUUCCCGUCACUCAAAAGUCUCGUAAUAAUGGAAUUGCCGAACCUAAUAAAUUGGGAAGAAGCACAAAUGAGCGGAACACAGGUAUUUCCUUGCCUUGAAUAUUUGGAUAUACUUUUUUGUGACAAGUUAGCUCAUGUUCCCCAUUUACGGGGCAGCGGAGCUUCUCUUAAAAAGAUGAAAAUUGAGAAUUGUCUUAAAUUGAGGAAAUUACCCUAUGACCUUGGUAGCCUCCAGUCUCUUGAGACAUUGGAAAUAGAAUCAUGUGGAAAUCUGAAAUCAAUUUCAUAUCAAAGUGGACAAAAAGGCCUCCUUUCCCUUCAGAAGUUGGAAAUUCGUAAUUGCCAUGAGCUGUGCAACCUGCCAAACGAAAUGCUAGAGUGUAGUAAGUCUUUAAAGCAUCUAUCUGUACGUGAAUGCCCAGAUCUCACUAUGCUUCCUGAAUUGAGUGGGAUGGGAUCUCUACAGACUCUAGAGGUGGCGAAAUGCCCAGUCUCGCUUCAUUUCCUAAAUUGAGUGGGAAUGGAUGCCUUAACAGUUUAAUAGAAUUGUGGAUUG
This is a messenger RNA of Olea europaea var. sylvestris, 2351 nucleotides long. Its product is annotated as putative disease resistance protein RGA4. The record is from RefSeq and is a predicted model, not a curated record. NCBI's taxonomy places the organism in Eukaryota, Viridiplantae, Streptophyta, Magnoliopsida, Lamiales, Oleaceae. Gene Ontology annotation, biological process: defense response to other organism. The transcript is spliced from 2 exons. Gene Ontology annotation, molecular function: ADP binding. The coding region runs from base 51 to 2309 and encodes 752 amino acids.